CGCAGUAGGGCGGAGCUCAUGUGUUCGGGUCUGCAUCCACUUGGCUAGGGUCCUACAGGCAGCCUGUGGCUGAAAGUAACUGUCAAAUGCGCGGCUCCUUUAAUGAGAGCGAUCAGUCUGGUUCCGAGACUCAUGGCGACUACAGCGUCUAAUCAUUACAAUAUACUCACCUCCAGCGCGUCUAUCGCGCAUUCUGAGCCGGGGAGCAUGCAGCAAGCGACGACGUACAGAGAUGGACAGAGCCUGCUGCAAAGUGACUACGCACUGCAGGCUAACAGUCACCCGCUCAGCCAUGCACAUCAGUGGAUAGCCGCACUGUCACACGGUGAAGGAGCCCCGUGGUCCUCCGGCACCAUCAGCGAUCCAGACGUCAAGCCCGCCGUGCAGAGCGCCAGGGACGAACUGCACAGUUCCAGCAGCCUGCAGCACCAACCGCGGCACCCUCAUCUGGUACACCAGCAGCACGGAAACCAUCUAAACGCAAGAGGAUGGAGAACGACCACAUCUUCUCACACACAGAGCAUGGCUACUAAUAAUAGCCAGAGUCUGAUAUAUGCUCAGUCCGGAUUCCCCAUCAACGACUUGGUUACCGGCAGCAGACAGCCAAUGCACCGGCACACCCUGAGAGACACCGAGGAGGACCACCACAGCCCGCUCAUCAGUGACCAGGGCCACCCGGCGCCGCAACACCAGCACGACCACUCGGAUGAAGACACACCAACCUCCGAUGACUUGGAGCAGUUUGCCAAGCAGUUCAAGCAGCGCAGAAUCAAACUGGGCUUCACGCAGGCGGACGUCGGCCUGGCUUUGGGAACCCUUUAUGGAAACGUGUUUUCACAGACUACGAUCUGCAGGUUCGAGGCCUUGCAGCUCAGUUUUAAGAACAUGUGUAAGCUGAAACCUUUGCUAAACAAGUGGUUGGAGGAGGCAGAUUCCUCCUCUGGGAGUCCCACCAGCUUGGACAAGAUUGCGGCGCAGGGGAGGAAGAGGAAAAAACGAACUUCCAUCGAGGUAAGCGUAAAAGGAGCAUUGGAGAGUCAUUUCUUAAAGUGUCCAAAGCCCGCGGCAUCAGAAAUAACCGCACUGGCGGACAGUCUUCAGCUGGAAAAAGAAGUGGUGAGAGUUUGGUUUUGUAACCGAAGACAGAAAGAGAAACGUAUGACGCCCCCCGGAGGACCGGUACCAGGAGGAGAGGACGUAUAUGGGGACACGCCGCCUCACCACGUGGUCCAGACAUAAGUUCAAUGAAACAGCAACGGAACGUCUUGAACUUUGUUGACUAUGAAACCUUUCGUUUCCUCUCUAAUUACUUACUAAGCACCGGGCUGCUGUGGGCGAUACUGUGCACUUAUAUUUGGCCCAUCAGGCGGAAACCGCAGGCGAUGCAGUGAGUAUAUUAACACUGACGGCAGGCCUGGGAGGGGAAGGACUGUCCUUAAAGCGGAGAAGAAACUCUCCGGUACACGCCCAGCACUGUGACACUUCCGUAAAGUGUGCUCCCACAUUUUGGGGGAACCAGCUCAUUAUGGGUUACACUGACAAUAACAUUACUGGAACCAGAAGACUUUUGUAGAAAAUACAGAGAAACACUGAAUGGUUUCUAUUAUUUUUGGAUAGUUUCCAUGUCCUUGAUAUGAUAGACGAAGACUAAGAAUUGUAUUCAGUAAUUAAACGCCAUCUUUACCUUCUCAUCGGGAGCUGAAGGGUUGAGUGUCGGCUAUGGUAUUGGUUACUUGUCCGUCUCGAGACAUAAUGAGUCACGCGUAUUUAUUAUUAUUAUUAUUAUUAUUAUUAUUAUUGCUACUACUACUACAUAGUAUUUUAAUAAUAGUUGAAUCCAUUCAAUACAUGCUAGACAAUGUUCCAUUAAAACAAUUCAUGUUUAUGUACAGCCUGGUACGGAGUUACCAAGGAGAAACAGAUGCGCGUUCCCGAUUUAAGGACAUCAGAGCGCGCAGUACACAAAGACGCACAGCAGCAGCUUGCAGAAAGGGCACGGAGGGGCUGUCUGGCUACUGAGACCGGACACUUUUUACCGAUAUUUCACCUCAGACGUCUGACAGAACACCCCGCUCACCUGUAAAUAUGUCACAGUUCAGUUUCCUUCACAAUGGAGUGCUUUCCUUUAAACGAUUUCUAAAACAAAACAGGUUUUAACUGUUUAAAAUUAUUUUUUUAUUCAGAUGAUUUUUGCAUAACUUUGUAUUGCAUUUAAUACAUGAUGCUUUUAUUUAAAGUAACCUAAAGCAGGAACAUUGCUCACUGUUUGUCACACUCAUAUCUCCAUAUGAGGUGCUGCUGGUGUUUUACCUGAGUUCUUUUAUGGAGACUAAUUGUCUCGUUGUUUAUGACCUUGUCUUUCGAGUUCAUGCUGAGUGGCCGUCAUUGUCGCCGGCUGUUAAGAAAUUAUAUGAAGAUAAAACAUGUGGGUGUUUUAUUGGGGUAGACUACAGCUUAAAAACGAACUUAGAGUUUCACUCUAUUUAAAAAAAUAAGCAACAUAAGCUCCCAAACACCUAUAGUUUUAAUAAGGUGCGUCUUAUUUCAAUACAUUUUAAUUUGGAUCGAAAUUAAUUUAUUGACGUAGCAGAAAUCUGUCGUAUGGUUUAUAUAUAAAUAAUGCACCAUGAAUCAAUAUUGCUUUUCGCGUUUUUCACAUUCAUAUGGAAUAAGCAAGGUCACGUUUUUCAUGCUGUUUUUCCAGCUCGCUUAGAAGUUAAAAAUCAGUCGCUCGCAGACGCAAUGAUAAAGUUUGUGUUUGAAGGUUACGCAGAUUCAACAGUCGUCCUUCGUUGUUCUUUGUACUUAUGUGACUUUAAACACGGUGUUUUAUUAUUCUGUGUGUGUACAUGCUGCCCAGAGAAACGUGGUGACAUCGUUUAGGAGUUGCCUGCUUUUUGGUACCAAUAAGCCAACGAAAUGGACUCCGUGCCCACUCUAUCAGUAGCUUUAAUUAAUGGACUAAUUAACUGCCUGAGAAACUGUGAUAUGUUUUCCGUUUUUUGUUUUCCUGUUUGUCACAUUCUGUUUGAUUUGGAUAAACUUGCGGGGAAAUAAAACAGACACAGAGGUAACAACAGGCUAAUGUUUCGGCAAGAAUUUAUUCAAACAAACGAACGAUUGCGCGUCUGAUUUUGCCCAUUACAACAGUGGUCUAUUCAUGGUUUAUAUUUGUAUUUUCUUCAACAGAAAUC
This is a messenger RNA of Brienomyrus brachyistius, 3194 nucleotides long. It is a transcript of the gene pou3f2b, whose product is annotated as POU class 3 homeobox 2b. The coding region runs from base 103 to 1239 and encodes 378 amino acids. The transcript has a single exon. NCBI's taxonomy places the organism in Eukaryota, Metazoa, Chordata, Actinopteri, Osteoglossiformes, Mormyridae. Gene Ontology annotation, molecular function: DNA-binding transcription factor activity, RNA polymerase II-specific; RNA polymerase II cis-regulatory region sequence-specific DNA binding. Gene Ontology annotation, biological process: brain development; regulation of transcription by RNA polymerase II. Gene Ontology annotation, cellular component: nucleus. The record is from RefSeq and is a predicted model, not a curated record.